Messenger RNA from Linum tenue, 1405 nucleotides. NCBI's taxonomy places the organism in Eukaryota, Viridiplantae, Streptophyta, Magnoliopsida, Malpighiales, Linaceae. The record is from the annotation of a GenBank genome assembly.
AGAAGGUGUUCGAAGAAAUGCCUAAGAGGGAGGAAUGUUGCGUCUGAUCUCCAAAUUUGCUCUUCUGUCCCGCAAGCCCUUGUCGUCCUCGCUUUCCCGCCGCGUCUCGCCGCCUUCUAACGCUUGCGCUGCACAGAGGGAGAACCACUUCUCGAAUUUAGCUCCCAGGACGAGACCGAGCUUGUCGAUAUGGAGGCGGAAGAAAGAGCUGGGCAAAGAGGGGCUGUUCGCCGCUAAGGAACUGAAACGGCUCCAACCCCAUCCCCUGCGCCUAGACCGAUUCAUCCAGUCCCACGUCUCUCGCCUUCUCAAGUCCGAUCUCCUAGCUGUACUCGCCGAGUUCCAGCGCCAAGACCAGAUCUUCCUCUGCAUGAAGUUAUACGACGUGGUUCGUAAGGAGAUAUGGUACAAGCCGGACAUGUUCUUCUAUAGAGACAUGCUCAUGGUGCUAGCAAGAAACAAGAAAGUGGAAGAAGUGGAGCAAGUGUGGCGAGAUUUGAAGAGAGAACAAGUUUUAUUCGAUCAGCAUACAUUUGGGGACAUCGUCAGAGCCUUUCUGGACAAUGGGUUGCCAUCAGAAGCAAUGAAGAUAUACGAUGAAAUGAGGCAGUCACCUGAUCCACCACUGUCAUUGCCCUUCCGAGUGAUGUUGAAGGGGCUGAUCCCGUAUCCAGAGUUGAGAGAGAAGGUGAAAGAUGAUUUCUUGGAGCUUUUCCCCAGCAUGAUUGUGUAUGAUCCAGCUGAGGAUUUGUUCGACGACGAUGAAGACGAAUCGCAGAGGGAGAGUGACUAUGAUUAUUAGAGUGCUUUGCAGUUUUGGCUUCAUAUACUGUUGGCGACUGAUCCACGAAAAACCAGGAGCUGUCCGGUGGUAUCGUUCGAGUACAUGGGAAUUUGUAUGACAUGAUCCUACAUGAGAUAUGGACGAUGCUCCAUCUAACUCAAGUGUUUAAAGACGAGUGUGGUUUGCUGUCAAUGCAGCUGGUUAUAUGAAGCUUUGUGGCUGAUGAACUAAAAGAGCAUCUUAUAUUCUUAUUGAUUGAGCACAUCAUGAGCUAUAUGCAGGCUGCCACUUGCGCCACCUGAGGUAAAACCUUGAGAGUAAAUUAUGUCAACAGUCACUGCUGUGAGCUGUUGGUGCUUUAUUCCUUUUCAGUUUUAUGCUUUGUUUUGAUGGCCGCGCCCGCAUUCGUGUAGCCGGUUAGUUGUCAAUUGUCUAGCACAAUCAAGUUGUUUAGUGCUACUGAUUAGGAUGGUGGUAGAGGAGCCAUGAUAGUGUAGGAGAUUCAAGAAUCAUAUUUUCUCACUGGUUCCAUUGUCUAUUAUAUCAGGAGAUUCAAGAAUCAUAUUUUCUCACUAGUUUCAAUGUCUAUUAUAUCGGGUAUGUUAAUUUUGUUAUGCCUGG